Capsaspora owczarzaki ATCC 30864 is the source of this 3669-nucleotide messenger RNA. Its product is annotated as strumpellin. The transcript has 4 exons. NCBI's taxonomy places the organism in Eukaryota, Filasterea, Ministeriida, Capsasporidae. Gene Ontology annotation, cellular component: endosome; WASH complex. Gene Ontology annotation, biological process: actin filament polymerization; regulation of actin nucleation; endosome organization. The record is from RefSeq and is a predicted model, not a curated record. Bases 14 to 3481 code for a protein of 1155 amino acids.
UUCUUUUUUCCCAAUGGACUUUCUGGCCGAGAACAACUUGUGCGGACAGACGCUGCUGCGGCUCGUGUCGCGCGGCAACGCCAUCAUUGCCGAGCUGCUGCGCCUGUCUGCGUUCGUGCCCAGCGUCUUCCGCAUGGAGACACGCGCCGACCGCGAGCGCUACGCCGACAUUGUCCUCGACUUUAGCUACUUCAAGUCGAGCGAGUUCUACGACAACAAGAUUGAAACCAAUCCCGACCUGCUCGAACUCGACGAGGAGUUCCGCGAAAACCACAUGGAACUGCUCACGCGAUUCUACCUCGCGUUCGAGAGCAUUUACAAGUACGUGAUUGACCUCAAGCGAUACUUGGAGGAUUUGGACGAGGGCAUCUUCAUCCAGCAGACCCAGGACACGGUCAUUUUCAACGCAGACGGCAAGCAGCUGAUGGCGGAGGCGCUCUUCCUGUACGGCGUCAUGCUCAUGAUUGUGGACAUGCGCCUGGAGGGUCCUGUCCGCGAGCGCCUGCUUGUGUCGUACAACCGCUACCGCGGCGCCCAGACGAGCGAUGCGCACGUCGACGAUGUGUGCAAGCUGCUGCGCUCGACGCGCUUCAACCCCCGCGACGGCUGGGCCAAGCGCCCUGCAGGCUACCCCGAGGACUACUUUGCCCGCGUGCCCAUCAGUCCGCAGUUUAUCGACAUGGUGCUCGGCCGCCUGCGCACCGACGACGUGUACAACCAGAUUUCGGCCUACCCGCUGCCCGAGCAACGCUCGGCCGCGCUUGCGACCCAGGCAUCCAUGCUCUACGUGAUCCUGUUCUUUGCCCCCGACAUUCUGCAAAACCAGCAAGCCAAGAUGCGUGAAAUUGUCGACAAGCACUUUCCCGACAACUGGAUUAUCACCAUCUACAUGGGCGUCCCUGUCAACUUGAUGGACGCCUGGGAGCCGUACAAGGCGGCUCGCCUCGCGCUCAACAACACUGGCGAGCUUGGCAACGUCAAGCACCUGGCAGAGCGCUACGUCUCGCGCGUCAACAAGCUCAACAAGGACGUGGCCGCGUUCCUGACGGAGGGUGUUCUGGUCGAAGAGUAUGUGCUCGACCACAUUCCAAAGUUGAUGAGCUGCAUGCGCGACUGCAACGUGACCCUGCGCUGGUUGAUGCUGCACACAAACGAGGCUGCCGCAGAGGGCUCGACGCGCUCGCGCAAAAUCCGCGAGCUCGUCCUGGCGGCAGGCUUCAACCACCGCGACCUCUUCCAGCUGCUGCUCAACACGAGUCAGUUUGAGUUUGUCCUCAAGCAGCUCUUCUCCGAGCUGCUGGAGCGCAAGCAAGCCAAGUGGCAAGCCUGUCAAAAAGAGGCCGCCGAGCGCAUGACCGAGCUGGCCGACGUCUUUAGCGGCACCAAGCCCCUGACGCGCAUUGAAAAGAAUGAAAACCUCCAGGCGUACUUCACCGAGAUGGCCAAGCAGAUCAACUCGCUCGACUACUCGGACUCGACUUCUGCCGGCCGCAAGAUCAUCCAGCUCAUCCAAGCUCUCGAGGAGGUGCAAGAGUUCCACCAGCUCGAAACCUCCCUGCAAAUCAAGCAAUUCCUCGCCGAGACGCGCACCUACCUGCACCAAAUGAUUCGCACCAUCAACAUCAAGGAGGAAGUGCUCGUCAACAUUGAGCUGAUUGCCGACAUUUCCUACGCGUGGGAAAUCAUUGAUCUCUUCACGCCGUUCAUGCAGGAGAGCAUCAAGCACGACCCGUCCGUCGUCAUCAAGCUCCGUGCCACCUUCCUCAAGCAGGCAUCGGCGCUCGACGGGCCCCUCAUCCGCAUCAACCAAGCUGCGUCCCCGGACUUGGUGUCUGUCUCCCAGUACUACUCUGGCGAGCUCGUCUCGUACGUGCGCAAGGUCUUGCAAAUCAUCCCGGAAUCCAUGUUCCGCAUCCUCGAAAAGAUCAUCCACAUCCAGACGGAAAGCAUGACCGAGCUCCCAACCCGGCUAGACAAGGACAAGAUGCGAGAAUUCUGCCACUUGGACGAGCGAUACGAGGUGGCGCGCCUCACGCACGCCAUCUCGGUCUUCACCGAGGGCAUCCUUGCCAUGAAGACCACCUUGGUCGGUAUCAUCAAGAUUGAUCCCAAGCAGCUGCUCGAGGACGGCAUUCGCAAGGAGCUUGUUCAGCAGGUUGCGCUGGCCAUGGACCGCGUUCUCGUCUUCCCACGAGGCAAGAAUGAGCUGGAUGGCCGCCUCGACCAGCUUGCGCUUCGCAUGGACGGCUUCCGUCGCUCGUUCGAGUACAUCCAGGACUAUGUUAACAUUUACGGCCUGCGCAUCUGGCAAGAGGAAGUGUCGCGCAUCAUCAACUACAACGUCGAGCAAGAGUGCAACAGCUUCCUCAAGACCAAGGUAUACGACUUCCAGUCCAUCUACCAGUCGACCGCCAUUCCCAUCCCGCGCUUCCCGCCCGCGCCCGAGGACGUGUCUGUCAACUUUAUCGGCCGUCUCGCGCGCGAAAUUCUCGGCCUCACGGACACCCGCACCACUGCGUACAUUGAGGCCAUGAGCGCUUGGUACGACACCAAGACUUUCAAGGAGGUCUUUGCGAUUCGGUCGUUUGGCCGCCUGCAGAAGGCCGUCGGAACGUUCGGUCUGACUGGCCUCGACCGUCUCUUCUCCUUUAUGAUUGUCCGCGAGCUCCAAGUCUUCACGUCGCUCAUCAGGAAGCACCUCAAGCUGGAGCGUGGCCUCAAGGGUCUGCUCGAGGAGAUUUCUCGCUCGCUGGAGCCCACCCACCAGCUGCCCGAUCAACCGCAAAAGCUCUACGCCGCGGCCAUUGCCAAGAUGGCCAAGCUCUUCCCAGCCUACGUUGAUGUCAUUAUGCGCGUUGGCCAGCUCCAGAUUCUGCGUCGCCAGAUUGCUCACGAGCUCCUGUUCUCCUGCAAGCUCGACUCCAAGCUGCUUGCCAGCACCCUGACCGUUUUCAACACCUCCAUCAAGAUGGACAUUGACGAGCACUACCGCGACCCCAACAAGCCGUACCCCGCCGAAGACAACCCGCUGCUGUUUGAGCUGGCGGCCUAUCUCGAGUCGGCCGGCAUCAGCGACCCCUUCACCAAGAUUUACACGACCUCGACCAAGCUCGACCAUUUCCCGCUCCUCAACUGCAUGUUUGUCUUGGCCCAGCUCACCAAGCUCUCCUACAACAAGAGCGUCGGUGCUCUGAUGAGUCGUACCAAGAACGAUCCCUUGGACGGCACGCCGUUCGCUGUCGGCAUCAUUACUCUGCUCAAGCAGUUCCACUCUUCGCAUUCGUCCAAGUUCCUCGCCCUGCUCGGCCAGUUUGUGCGCGCCCAUUUGAACUUUGGACCAAAGGACAAGGUCGUCGAGCUGCCAGCGGAGGUCGUUAACGUUCUCGUCUUCCUCGAAGAAUACAGCAAGUACUCUGGUAUUUCGCGCAAGAGCGUUGAGGCGCACAUUCCUUCAUAUGUCUUUGAUCAUUUCCGGCAGUAAGGUCAGAAUGCUCCUGACUGUUCCAUGUGUCGGUAUCUUUUCAUUCGUUGUUUUCUCCAGACCUGCUUCUUUUUUUUUUUCUUUCUUUCUUUCUUCCAUCUGGUUUUAAUGUCCUAUAGUAUCUGUCAUAAUUGUUGGUUCCUGAUGUCAUUUUUUUUUCUUCAAGUACAAACACAAACGUAAACACA